Messenger RNA from Anastrepha obliqua, 1005 nucleotides. RefSeq lists its product as uncharacterized. Lineage: Eukaryota; Metazoa; Arthropoda; Insecta; Diptera; Tephritidae. The coding region runs from base 1 to 1005 and encodes 334 amino acids. The transcript has a single exon. Gene Ontology annotation, biological process: DNA integration. The record is from RefSeq and is a predicted model, not a curated record. Gene Ontology annotation, molecular function: nucleic acid binding.
AUGGCAUCCUUACCCAGGCAUCGCAUUACUGCAGCCCGGCCAUUUAUAUUGCCAGGCGUCGACUAUUGCGGGCCUUUUACAGUGCGCAUCGGCACAAAAAGGUCGCGCACAACGAUCAAAACAUAUCUAGCUGUUUUUGUUUGCAUGGCGACCAAGGCCGUGCAUAUUGAAGUUGUUGAUGAUCUUUCAUCACCCGCAUUCUUAGAUGCCUUUACGCGAUUUAUAAGUAGACGAGGUCCAUGUCGAGAUCUCUAUAGUGACAACGGUACUACGUUCACAGGUGCUAACCGUUUGCUUAAAGAAGACUUGGCUGCUUGGCAGAACGACAAUAACCAACAAAGUUUUGCGAAUCUCGGUACUCAUUGGCACUUUAUCGCUCCCAGCGCUCCUCAUCAAGGUGGGCUCUGGGAGGCUGCGGUAAAAUCUGCCAAAUAUCAUUUGGUGCGCCUCGUUGGAGCGCAGUCAUUAUGGUAUAGCCAGACUUUGGCGACACGCAUUGAAGCAUGGCUAAAUUCUCGUCCGCUAACACCUAUAUACGAUGAUCCCAAUGAUAAUUUAGCUUUGACCCCUGCCGACUUUCUGGUUGGCGCUCAACUGGUUGCAGUCCCUGAAGCUGACAUCAGAAGAAUUCCGUCCAACCGUAUUAAGCACUGGCUCUGGCUGCGUCAGAUACAUCAACAAUUUUGGCAACAAUGGAGCGAGGAAUAUUUAUCUACUCUUCAAACUCGAAACAAGUGGCAGACGAAAUCAAGGGACGUAAAGAUCGGAGAAAUAGUCAUCGUAAGACAUGAGAACUUACCACCAACAUAUUGGCGCUUAGGGCGCGUAACUGCGGUUCAUCCGGGCAGCAAUAGUUUAAUACGUAAUGUCACGCUUCAGACGGCGAACGGUAUGAUGACUCGUGCGGUACAGAAAUUGUGCCGGCUUCUGGACGCAGAGCAUUUUGAGGCCAGCGCCUCAACCGGGCAGGAUGUUCAGAAUCCGUCCAAUCUGGCACCACCUUAA